Molecule: messenger RNA, 456 nt
Organism: Penicillium paradoxum
Lineage: Eukaryota; Fungi; Ascomycota; Eurotiomycetes; Eurotiales; Aspergillaceae
Exons: 2
Coding region: 1-456 (151 amino acids)
Source: RefSeq, a predicted model, not a curated record
AUGAAGUUUCUCGCCAUGACUCUAGCGCUCUUCAGCGCCUCUGCCUGGACUGUGAACGCAGUUCCUACCCCUGAAGAAGUCGGAACUCUCGCCUGGAGAGCUUGGGAUCUGCGCUUCCUCAGCGAAGCACCCCCAGUUUGCAAUUCCUCCGUAUCUAAUAUCGAGUACUCCAUCGGUCGUCGCUACGGCCAGUCUGGGCGUACUUGCGAGCAAAUUUUUAAUGAACCCGAGGAAAUCAAGAGUAUCUCAUGGAAAGCACCCAUGAUUUCGUAUCGGUUCGACCUUUGCAUGUUCGGCACUGAUGAUUGUGCCCCUGAGAGCUACUUGGCGAAGAUUACCAAUGACUGGGAUGUGUGCUACUUGUACAAUGGGUUCCAGUCAUAUUCCGUUGUUUCGAAAGGGGAUCCUUGUUUCCCUGAUGGGAGUGAUGAGGGUGAUGGAGAAGAACAGCAGUAG